Messenger RNA from Ramularia collo-cygni, 801 nucleotides. RefSeq lists its product as uncharacterized. The record is from RefSeq and is a predicted model, not a curated record. The transcript is spliced from 2 exons. Lineage: Eukaryota; Fungi; Ascomycota; Dothideomycetes; Mycosphaerellales; Mycosphaerellaceae. Bases 1 to 801 code for a protein of 266 amino acids.
AUGUCUGGCAGUAAUCAGAUGCCUUUCCGUAAUAAUCCACAAAACAAUCAGAAUCCUCCGAAUCCCCCACUCAGCCUCUUGGAAAAACUGAGGCGGAAGACCGAAUCACGACGCCUGGCUGAUGCUGCCGCCGCCCAAUCCAACGAUGAUGCUGUGGCUGCCAAAUCCAAGGCUGAUGCUGCGGCUGCCCAAUCCAAGGCUGAUGCUGCCGCCGCCAAAUCCAACGAUGAUGCUGAGGCCGCCGAAAUCCAAGCUGAAGCGGAUGCUAUGGUCGCCACUAUGGCCGCCAAAAUCCAAGCUCAUGCUGCGGCCACCGCCAAAUCCACCCCUCCCGCUCCGAUCGCCGUCAAAUCCACACCCGAUGUUGAGGGCCCCGCCCAAUCCAGAGUCUCCGCUGUUGCAAUCACUUGGAAACACCGCGCGAAUAAUCCACAUAAAUCCAACGCUCAUACUGGAGCAUCCAAAUCCACCGCUCCAGUUGGAGCGCCGGCCAAUCUCCCUCUGCCGGCGGAAUCAAAGUCUCGAAUCCAGGCUUACCAGGCGGCGAAAGAUCAAUCCAACCAUCACCACAAUGAGGAAAUUCCGGCACUCCACGCCAGAAUCCAAGAAUUAAGUAAUUCCUACAUUGAGCUGAGCCAAUCCUACCGCCUGGUAAUUGGCCGCCUCCAAUCACUCGAAAUUGAGUUCAAGAAGACCAAUUCUCCUGCAGGUGAUACGGAUCAAUUCCAAUCACCCAUGCUUGUUUCGGAAUCCUUGGCGGCCACUACUAGUCGCCAGCAAUGCUUUGGGCGCUUACAAUGA